Messenger RNA from Humulus lupulus (European hop), 1638 nucleotides. RefSeq names its product carotenoid cleavage dioxygenase 8 homolog B, chloroplastic. Gene Ontology annotation, cellular component: chloroplast. The record is from RefSeq and is a predicted model, not a curated record. NCBI's taxonomy places the organism in Eukaryota, Viridiplantae, Streptophyta, Magnoliopsida, Rosales, Cannabaceae. Gene Ontology annotation, biological process: carotene catabolic process. The coding region runs from base 1 to 1638 and encodes 545 amino acids. Gene Ontology annotation, molecular function: carotenoid dioxygenase activity. The transcript has 7 exons.
AUGAACGUGGCAACUCCUCCAAUGCCGAGAACCACUCCGCCGCCGCUGCAGCCGGAGAAGAAGAUCUUCCGCCGCGAGUGGAGCCGCCCAGAUGAUCGUCACGAUCAUCAACAUGUUGCCUGGACCAGCGUGCGCCAGGAGAGAUGGGAAGGAGAGCUCACUGUUAAUGGAGAUAUACCACUCUGGCUGAAUGGGACGUACCUAAGGAACGGUCCGGGCAUGUGGCACAUAGGCAACUACAACUUCCGGCACCUGUUCGACGGCUACGCCACCCUAGUGAAGCUCAACUUCGAAGACGGCCGCCUCAUCGCCGGCCACCGCCAAAUCGAAUCGGACGCCUACAAGGCAGCCAAGAAGAACAACAAGCUCUGCUACCGCGAGUUCUCAGAGGUCCCCAAAACGGACAACUUCUUGGCCUACGUCGGCGAGCUGGCCAACCUCUUCUCGGGCUCGUCGCUGACCGACAACGCCAACACCGGCGUUGUGAAGCUCGGCGAUGGCCGCGUGGUGUGUUUGACUGAGACUCAAAAGGGUUCGAUAAUGAUCGACCCGGAAACACUCGACACGAUUGGGAGGUUCGAGUACAGCGACUCGUUAGGUGGGUUGAUCCACUCGGCGCACCCUAUUGUGACGGAGACGGAGUUCUUGACUCUGUUGCCGGACUUGGUCAGCCCUGGUUACUUGGUGGUGAGGAUGGAGCCCGGGACCAACGAGAGGAAGGUGAUUGGCCGAGUGAGCUGCCGUGGUGGCCCGUCUCCAGGGUGGGUCCACUCGUUUCCGGUGACCGAACACUACGUGGUGGUGCCGGAGAUGCCACUGAGGUACUGCGCUCAGAAUUUGCUCAAGGCUGAGCCGACGCCGUUGUACAAGUUUCAAUGGCACCCUGAAUCUAAAGCUUACUUACAUGUUAUGUGCAAGAGUAGUGGCAAGCUUGUGGCGAGUGUGGAAGUACCGCUGUUCAUAACAUUUCAUUUCAUAAAUGCGUAUGAAGAGAAGGACGAAGAAGGAAGGGUUACGGCCAUUGUUGCAGACUGUUGUGAGCAUAAUGCUGAUACGACAAUCCUUGAUAAGCUCAGGCUUCAGAAUCUUCGGUCCUAUGACGGCCAAGAAGAUGUCCUACCAGAUGCCAGGGUUGGUAGGUUCAAAAUUCCACUAGAUGGGAGUCCAUAUGGGAAGCUUGAGGCAGCUUUAGACCCAAAUGAACAUGGUAAAGGCAUGGAUAUGUGCAGCAUAAAUCCAGCUUACUUGGGCAAAAAAUACCGAUAUGCAUACGCUUGUGGAGCUCAGCGCCCAUGCAACUUCCCCAACACCAUUACUAAGGUAACAAAGAAUUUAGUUAGUUAUGAUCUCUACACUCACAUAUUAGUAAACGAAUUUAUAAUAAUGCAGAUUGAUUUGGUAAAGAAGGAGGCUAAGAACUGGUAUCAGGAAGGUGCAGUGCCAUCGGAACCAUACUUCGUGGCUCGACCGGGGGCAACAGAAGAGGAUGAUGGUGUAGUAAUAUCGAUGGUUAGUGAGAAAAAUGGAGGUGGAUAUGCACUGCUGUUAGAUGGAUCCACCUUUGAAGAGAUUGCCCGAGCAAAGUUUCCCUAUGGUCUUCCGUACGGGCUCCAUGGCUGCUGGGUUCCAAAGAAAUAA